Molecule: messenger RNA, 804 nt
Organism: Necator americanus (New World hookworm)
Lineage: Eukaryota; Metazoa; Nematoda; Chromadorea; Rhabditida; Ancylostomatidae
Exons: 5
Coding region: 1-804 (267 amino acids)
Source: RefSeq, a predicted model, not a curated record
AUGCACGGUUGGAGCGACGGCGCAAAAAUCGGGUUCAGCGCAAUUAUUGAUGCAGCUAUGCCGGACAAUAAUUCCAAGCUCAUUCAUGCAGUCGUUACAAGCAGUUUCAUAGCCGUGGAGGCUCGCUACUUCUUGGUAAAAACAUGCGAUGAUGUUCAGAAUCUCAACGCAAACUCUACGAAAAUAGAAGAAUUAGGCAUAACGGAGGAUCCCGAUCCAUCUGUCGACAAGAAGGAGGACACUCGGAUCUUGAAACGUUUUCAGGAUACCGCCCAGGACAUCUGGAAGAAAGAAUACCAGUGGGACGCUCCGUUUGACCACGAAGACCAUCAGCGAUGGGACGAAUUGGUCCAGCAACUCAAACAUCCGUUGCCACCAAUUCCACGUUUCAUAGCUUCCACAAACCGCAAUACCACGUAUGAGCUCGCAGUCUUUGGAGACGCCUCACAACGUCUCUUUGCCUGCUGUGCUUACCCUAUUUGCCACUCACCCUCAACCACUUCUUCACAACUAAUCAUGGCUAAGUUAUUGUUAGCAACGGCUAAACUCCAGAUGACUAUGCCACGAUUAGAGUUACUCGCAUCCCUGAUAAGUGCAGACGUUCAGGCGAAGCUCUACUAUGUGCAAUCAGACUCGAAUCCAGCUGAUUGUGCAACUCGUGGACUAUCGAUGGCUGACGCUCUCAACCACAUCUGGUGGCAUGGACCAUCCUUCCUCUGUUCCCCACUGUCGGACUGGCCUAAGGCCGAUACGGACUUUCCUCUACCUCAGGAUCUUUGCCCUGAGGCGGAGCACGAGUUUUAG